Parus major (Great Tit) is the source of this 2068-nucleotide messenger RNA. RefSeq names its product cyclin dependent kinase like 1 (gene CDKL1). NCBI's taxonomy places the organism in Eukaryota, Metazoa, Chordata, Aves, Passeriformes, Paridae. Bases 76 to 1224 code for a protein of 382 amino acids. The record is from RefSeq and is a predicted model, not a curated record. The transcript is spliced from 9 exons. Gene Ontology annotation, molecular function: cyclin-dependent protein serine/threonine kinase activity; ATP binding. Gene Ontology annotation, biological process: protein phosphorylation. Gene Ontology annotation, cellular component: nucleus.
GGGAGACUCCCCCGCCCGGGGCCCGCCCCGGCUCCGCGCUGAGGCGGCGGCGGAGCGCGGCGGGGCCACCCGGCCAUGGAGCGCUACGAGAAGCUGGGCAAGGUCGGGGAGGGCUCCUACGGAGUCGUCUUCAAGUGCCGCAACAAGGACACGGGUCAGAUUGUCGCCAUCAAGAGGUUCCUGGAGUCCGAGGAGGAUCCGGUGAUCCGGAAGAUCGCCCUGAGGGAGAUCCGUAUGCUCAAGCAACUCAAGCACCCCAACCUGGUGAACCUGCUGGAGGUGUUCAGGAGGAAGCGGCGGCUGCACCUGGUGUUGGAAUACUGCGAGCACACGGUGCUGCACGAGCUGGACAAGCACCCCCGCGGGGUGCCAGAGUACCUGGUGAAGAGCAUAACCUGGCAGACCCUGCAGGCUGUGAACUUCUGCCACAAACACAACUGCAUCCACCGGGAUGUAAAGCCAGAGAACAUCCUGAUAACAAAGCACUCGGUCAUCAAACUCUGCGAUUUUGGAUUUGCUCGAAUCCUGACCGGUCCCAGUGACUACUACACCGACUACGUGGCCACCAGGUGGUACCGCUCCCCGGAGCUGCUGGUGGGGGACACCCAGUACGGCCCGCCCGUGGACGUGUGGGCCAUCGGCUGCGUGUUCGCCGAGCUGCUCUCGGGGGUGCCCCUGUGGCCCGGCAAGUCGGACGUGGACCAGCUGUACCUGAUCCGCAGAACCCUGGGUGAGCGUCCCCCGCAGCACCGGAGCCUGCCCAGGAGCGAGUGGGGAGCAGCCAGGGGGCAUUUACCCAGCAGAUCUCUCCCUUUAGAAGGGGAUCUCAUUCCCAGGCACCAGCAAGUCUUCAGCACCAACCAAUUCUUCAGUGGGGUAAGAAUUCCAGACCCAGAGAGCAUGGAACCACUGGAAAUGAAAUUCCCCAAUAUUUCAUACUCUGCACUGGCUCUCAUGAAGGGCUGCCUUCGGAUGGACCCUGCGGAGAGGCAGAGCUGUGAGCAGCUGCUGCAGCACCCCUAUUUUGAGAGCUUUAGGGAGGCAGCAGAGCUGGGCAGAGAACAUGAAAAGAGCCCUCGGAAGCCAGCCAGGCUGACUCGGAAGCACGUGCCAGGGGUACAGCACCUGCCUCAGCUGACCUGCAGCAAUAUUCUCCCAGCUUUGGACAGCAAGAAGAACUGCUGCAAGACAAGGAAAUCAAAGUACCACUUCCCAAACAUCUGACCAGGGGGCAGAUCAAAACUCAGGUUGUUCAAAAUCAUCCAGGAUUUAUAAAUGGAGGAUAAGCAGUGGAAAACUAAAUUACUAAAAGUUAUGGCAUGUGCAGAGUGGUCUCUACUCUGGGUUACUGAUGGAGAGGAAGCAGUGCAGAAAGAACUCCAAUCUCAUCUCAGUGUUCUGUGUACAAAGGCAAAUACAUUUUUAAUUCCUGAUUGCCUCCUGGUUCAGGAUUACCCCAACCCAGUGCUUACAGUAUGAAAUUUCAAACUCUGGCCUACCUGUCUCCUGCAUUUCAGACUGGGCAGGAGAACUCCACCUUGCCAAAUACACGAGUCCCUCCUGCUUUAGCCUGGCCCCAAGUCCCUGCUGUGCUGCUGAAGGGGUGAAGAUGUGCUGGUGAGCUCAGAGCUGGUGACUGCUCAGGCUCCGCAGGCACCACGCCCAGGAGAACAGAGCAACAACAUCCCUGUUGUUUCUUUAGUCUUUCCAGAGCUGCUCCUGCAAGUUCAGUCCUUGAAUUCUGCUUCUGACAAGAGUGAGGGCACUUGCUUGUAGUUGCAAAAAUGAUUUUAUCAAAAUUAAUCAUGAAUGUAAUUUAUAACAUUGGCCAGACACAGGCAGGAAUUCUGCCCAAGUGUUUGCAUUAGAACAACUGGGGUUUGUGGAAUCUCAGAAUGUAAUAUUGUGUUGAUUUUGAAUAAAAGAAAUGUAGCUUCUUUUUCCAAUGUACUGUAAGUAUUUUACUAUAUAAAGCUUUACUACUGGGCAAGAACAUCCUCUUUUUACUGACACAGCAGAAAUGUUUUGCCAGUACAUUUUGUGUUCCACAACAGUAAAAGCCCUUUAA